AUUUUCUCUAGAGAGAAAAAAGUCCGGUCCAAAAUUCAAAAUUUCUAGAUAUUUUGACUUUAAAAUUAAAGAAGAAAAACAAAAAACGCGGAAUUUUCCCUUUCCUUGUUGCCAUGGCAGAUCCCUAUUUCAAUCCCUCCUUCCAAACCCUAAUUCCAAACCCCCACAUCCCCCAAUACGGCAACCCGAACAGAGCGCGAGAGGGAGAACAAUCAAAUCUCAACGAUGAAGAAGACUUCGUCACUAUCGGAACUCGGCCUCGCCGCCGAUGCCUCCCGCUUGAUCUUCCGACCUCUCCCAUCGGCCGCACCGCCGUCCCCCUCCUCCCGCCGCACGAAGGUCUCCGUUAUCGGCGCCGGCAACGUUGGGAUGGCGAUCGCGCAGACGAUCCUUACCCAAGACCUCGCCGACGAUCUCUCCCUCGUUGACGCGAAGCCCGAAAAGCUCCGUGGCGAGAUGCUUGACUUGCAGCACGCCGCCGCCUUCCUUCCCCGCACACACAUCGAAGCCUCUACUGAUUAUGCGGUCACCUCCUAUCUCCGCAUCGUUCCUGCCGGCGCUCGCCAGAUCGUCGGCGAGUCCCGCCUUGAUCUGGUUCAGCGUAACUUAGCGCUAUUCCGGGAGAUCAUUCCGCCGCUAGCGAAGUACUCGCCGGAGUGCAUCAUACUUGUCGUCUCCAAUCCGGUCGAUUUGCUCACUUACAUUGCUUGGAAGCUCUCUGGUUUUCCAUCUAAUAGGGUUAUUGGCUCCGGGACUAAUCUCGAUUCAUCACGCUUUCGCUUCCUCCUCGCGGAGCAUUUGGAGGUCAAUGCUCAGGAUGUCCAGGCCUACAUGGUCGGAGAGCAUGGCGACAGCUCCGUCGCGCUAUGGUCCGGCAUAACCGUCGGCGGCAUCUCUCUCCUCUCCUCGCUCGAAAAACAGCAGAUCGCUUAUGAGCAAGAAGUUCUGGAGCGCAUUCGCCAGGCCGUCGUCAACAGUGCCUACGAAGUGAUCCGCCUCAAAGGCUACACUUCUUGGCUCCCCGUCGCCAGCCUCGCCCGCUCCAUCCUCCGCGACCAGCACCGCAUCCACCCCGUCUCCAUCCUCACCCGCGACCUCCUCGCGGGCGUUCCGGCAGGUCGGGAUGUUUUUCUCAGCCUCCCGGUUCUGCUCGGGAGGUCCGGCGUCAUCGGAGUUACUUCCGUUCAUCUUACCGAAGAGGAGGCUGUGCGGCUUUCGAAAUCUGCUGAUACACUAUGGGAGAUUCAGCAAGAGCUUGGCCUUUGAAGGUAUGGUUUUGGUUUAGGGGCAUUUAUAUACAUAUCAUCCGAUUCUUAUGUAUUUACAAAUCUA
This is a messenger RNA of Phalaenopsis equestris, 1332 nucleotides long. RefSeq names its product L-lactate dehydrogenase A-like. Gene Ontology annotation, molecular function: L-lactate dehydrogenase (NAD+) activity. Gene Ontology annotation, biological process: carboxylic acid metabolic process. Gene Ontology annotation, cellular component: cytoplasm. NCBI's taxonomy places the organism in Eukaryota, Viridiplantae, Streptophyta, Magnoliopsida, Asparagales, Orchidaceae. The record is from RefSeq and is a predicted model, not a curated record.